GUUCACCAUGCUCUACUCUCCAAUCAAAUCCUUCACAAAGUCUCACCGACAGACCCCUACAUUGCUACCAGCUCUCCUACUGCUCAUGGUAUUCCAUGUGGUAGAAUCCAACUCCCACAAGUCUAGAUUAUGUGCCCGUGUGGACGACUUAAACCUCGGUGUGGAUAAUGUGGCAGCAGAUAAUAAAGGACUUACAAUGAAACGGUUUACUAUGGACUGUAAGGAUACCCAGUCUAUGGUGGGGAUAGAGGUGCAUAAGCUUGGGAAACAUUAUCAAGCCACUAUCCUGACCUGCCCACGGGUCAUCAAAGUUCUAGUCCACGCCGCUGCCCCGGGGUACUUCAAGACUGACUCGCCCAUUAGACGGACCCUGUCAUGUGACCGAGGGCAGGACACGAUGCUCGUCCUUCACCCCUCCAGGCACCAGACCGUGACCGUCGCCUCCAGGGAUCAUACAGGGCUGGACCAACUCAGGCUGGCGUGGUCCUACCAAUAUGUCACCGCCCUCAACACAACUGAAUGGGCGGGGAGGGGAUUUUUGUCUGCCGGUCCCGGCCAGGCCCUGCAAGUGAGUGACCUGUCGAGCAGACGAUCGCCCAGAGAGAAAAGAUCAACUAGCGACACGCAAGAGUCCCCCAAACCAAAAACAUGCGGAAAAGAUUACAGCUGCGUCAGGUUUGGGCGGGAGAGUUGCAGACACAUGGAGUGUGAGUACCUGCUGACGUACUCCAUCACCAACCUGACGUACUUGGUGCUAGAGAUCAGUGCUAAAGCCUCGGGGUGGGUCGCAUUAGGGCUUUCGUCUGACGAUAAAAUGGGCGGGGACGGAGCAAUCGUCUGCAAGAGAAAAUCUCCGUUGGACCGAGGUCUGGAAGCUGUGUCCAUGUGGAUCAACCUGCCCCACACGCGUCCAAACACCAGGUCCAGUGAGGACUACACUUUAGCCGCCCAGAACUUGACCGACGGCUACAUCUACUGCAAGAUGACCAGAGUCCUGCCGGAAACAGACACGGACGCGGAUAAUACUCUCGACCUGUCCAACAAUUGGUACCAGUUCUACGCCAGGGGUGAAAUAGACAGCAACGGCCUGAUCCUGAAACACGACGACCGGCCGCCCACGUCCCUCCACUCCAUCACCAUGCUGCGACACAACCACAUCCACAGCCACCGCUACACGCAGCUGACGGACCAGGCCCAGACCCUACACAUCGGCAUCUCCACAAGUUUAACAUUACUUGUCCUUCAUUUGGUCAUCUCAUGGGUUUAAAUACGUGGUCAUUUGGUCAUUUCAUGGGUUUAAAUACGUGAUCGUUUGGUCAUUUCAUGGGUUUAAAUACGUGGUCAUUUGGUCAUUUCAUGUGUUUAAUUGCGUGUUCAGUUCUUGUAUUUAAAUGCAUGGUCAUUUCGUUUCUUUAGUUCCUCAUCAGUUCAUUUCAUGUGUUUAAGUUUAAGUCUCUGGUUAUUUUAUGUGUUUAAGUUCCUGGUUAUUUUAUGUGAUUAAAUUCCUUGUGAUAUGUCUUCAUUUCACGUG
Molecule: messenger RNA, 1531 nt
Organism: Physella acuta
Lineage: Eukaryota; Metazoa; Mollusca; Gastropoda; Physidae
Biological process (GO): regulation of postsynaptic membrane neurotransmitter receptor levels; regulation of glutamate receptor signaling pathway
Source: RefSeq, a predicted model, not a curated record